This is a messenger RNA of Dermochelys coriacea (leatherback sea turtle), 1594 nucleotides long. Its product is annotated as zona pellucida sperm-binding protein 3-like. NCBI's taxonomy places the organism in Eukaryota, Metazoa, Chordata, Testudines, Dermochelyidae. The transcript is spliced from 9 exons. Gene Ontology annotation, cellular component: extracellular matrix. Gene Ontology annotation, biological process: positive regulation of acrosome reaction; binding of sperm to zona pellucida; egg coat formation. The record is from RefSeq and is a predicted model, not a curated record. Gene Ontology annotation, molecular function: acrosin binding. The coding region runs from base 140 to 1453 and encodes 437 amino acids.
UGUAAUUGGGCCCCAGCUGCCUGAAAAUUAGCAGAGGGUGUUAACUACCUGGGGCAGCUCUGAACAAGCUUUAGGUGCAGGGUAUAAAGCCCCAGAGCAACAGUAUCCCUUCAUACUGGGUUUGCUGUAAGCAGGCAGGAUGGGGUAUAGAGACAGCUUAGGCUUUGCUCUUCUGUGCUGGGUGGUUAGUGGGGUAACCAGUUACAAUCCUUGGGAUUUCUCUAGGAGUGACUUGGCCAUCUGGAGACCCACCCCCAGAGCUGAGCCCCCUCUCAGAAAUGCCCAUGUGCCCUCUCUUGCCCUGCCCUACCCCUGGGCUGUGUCCCCGCUGCAGCCUGUCAUGCUGCAGUGUCAAGAGGCUCAGAUGGUGAUCACUGUGCACAGGGAUCUGUUUAGGACGGGGCGACUGAUCAAAGCUGCUGACCUGAGCCUUGGCCCAGCUGCUUGUCGGUACACGUCCCUUAAUGCUGCACAGAGUACAGUGAUCUUUGUAGCUGGGCUCCAUGAAUGUGGCAGCACCUUACAGAUGACCCCAGACUCCCUGGUUUACAGCACAAGCCUGAACUAUAACCCCACCCCUGCCAGCAACUCUGUGAUCCUGAGAACCAAUCCAGCCGUGAUUCCUAUUGGGUGUCACUACCCCAGGAAGGACAAUGUGAGCAGUAAAGCCAUCAAGCCAACAUGGGUUCCCUUCAGCUCUACCCUGUCUGCUGAGGAGAAGCUGGAUUUCUCCCUGCGCCUGAUGAAUGAUGACUGGAGUGCUGAGAGAUCCUCCAGUGGAUUCCAGCUGGGGGAGGUCAUGCAUAUCCAAGCUGAUGUCAGCACUGGGAACCAUGUGGCUCUGAGGCUCUUUGUGGACAACUGUGUGGCCACCCUGACCCCAGACAGGGACUCCUCUCCCCGCUAUGCUGUCAUUGACUUCAAUGGGUGCCUGGUGGAUGGGAGAUCAGAUGACACCACCUCAGCCUUCAUAUCCCCCAGGCCCCGGCAGGACACGCUGCAGUUCAUGGUGGACGUGUUCAGGUUUGCAGGAGAUGCCAGGAACUUGAUCUACAUCACCUGCCAUCUGAAAGUCACUGCAGCUGAGCAAGCCCCAGAUCCCUUGAACAAGGCUUGUUCCUUCAACAAAGCAGGCAACAUCUGGUCUCCAGUGGAAGGCACCAGAGACAUCUGCAGGUGCUGUGAGACUGGGAACUGUGGAUUGCUUGGAAGACAGUCCAGGAGAGCAAAGCAUUUGAAUAGAUGGCCAGGAGAGAACUUCCAAAGAGAUGUGGUUUCCAGACGCGGCUCCCUUUCUAGGAGGGAAGCAGAAGCUGAAGUUGUAGUAGGACCCCUAUUCAUCAUGGAUGCCUAUAAAGGAUCCAGGGAUAUUCUAGCAGAUCCAGUGGAAGUGGGAAAGGCAGCCUCCGACAGAAGAUGGCAUCAGAGGGGGCAGGAGAGAAGGCUUGGCUGAGGCUAACCAUGGUGACUGUGUAGGGUUUUUACCUACUAAUAGGCGUCCUCCUCCAUAUCAAAUGGCCGCAGUUUCAUUGUGGGAGCUGUUGUGGGAGCUUUACCUUCUGUAUAAUGACAAAUAAAAUCCACUGGAAUCUGA